This is a messenger RNA of Passer domesticus (house sparrow), 5997 nucleotides long. RefSeq names its product DNA methyltransferase 3 beta (gene DNMT3B). Gene Ontology annotation, molecular function: DNA (cytosine-5-)-methyltransferase activity, acting on CpG substrates; DNA binding. Gene Ontology annotation, cellular component: nucleus. Gene Ontology annotation, biological process: negative regulation of transcription by RNA polymerase II. The transcript is spliced from 21 exons. Bases 997 to 3267 code for a protein of 756 amino acids. NCBI's taxonomy places the organism in Eukaryota, Metazoa, Chordata, Aves, Passeriformes, Passeridae. The record is from RefSeq and is a predicted model, not a curated record.
UCAUGUGGGCCUGGCCAGCCCACAGGAAGGGCUAGAAACUUCUUGUAGGAGGGAUAACAUUUCCUAUCUCUGUGAAAACAGCAAUUCCCCCCAGAUGGGAAAAGCUAGCCCAGCUGUAAGGCAGGCUGGGGCUGCAUUCCCACAUGUGGCAGCAGGAUGAGGCUCUCCCACAACAGGAACAGACCUUGUUUCCAGCAGCCAGAGCCCUGCUGAGCAGCACAGCUCUCCCCAGGCUCAGGAGAGGUGCCAGGAACAGGAGACCUGCUCUGGGGAGCCGUGGUGAGGAGCGGCUGGCUGCUGAGAGCUGUGGUGGAGCAGCACUGGUGGAGCUGGGGGAGAGGCAGGCGGCCAGCACAGGGCUGGGGUGAGGGCUCACACAAUGAAGAUACUCAUGGAAGAGGAGGAGACAUCCUGUGGGACGUGCUCUGAUGGGGUCUUGCAGUGAAGAAUGCUGUGCAGUGAGAAUGAUAUUACUGUGGGCUGGGAAAGAGCCUGUGGGCUGUGUGUGCAGCAACAUGGGAGCCCCAAAGCCUGAACGCAGCAGGAGCAUCGCUGCCGACUUCGGUGGAAAGAGAAGUUCCUCCUGCUCUCAGCCCCAGCUUGCGACUGCCCAAGCUGAUUUAAUGGUGCUGGUGCUCCUCCCUGCCUGCAAGGAGACUGAACAAGUGCUCAGCCGUUACUGGGACGUGGGAAUCUGGGACCCACAAGAUCCAGAGGUGACAAGGUUACACUGCUGACAGCUGUAGGAAAAGAGGUUCCCGGCGGCGCCUCGGGCGCGAAGCCUCCCCGGGACCGAUCCGGAGGGACGGGGUGGCCGGAGCAGGGGGAGAAUGAAGCGGUGACGACUCCGGACAGAAGACUGGCCACCUCUGAGAGAGCCUCACCUGUGCUGAGAGCCCCCAGAGCCCCCAGAGCCUCCAGCCCUGCCCGCAGCUACCGCCCGCCGGCAGCCCCUGCCCCACGCCGGGGGGCUCGGCCCGGGCGGAUCCCGGCGGGAUGAACAUGGUAAAGAGCCCGAAGCCGCUGGAGCAGCGGCUGGCGGGGAUGGUGGCUGUCCGGGAGACGUCUCCAGCCUGGUCUGCGCUGGGAGAGGAGGGGCCGGCAACCAUGAAGAAGGACAAGAGCCACGGGCAGGAUGAGGCAGACUGUAGGGCAAAGCUGAUCCUCAUCAACAGGGACAAUGCACCUGGCGUUGUCCUGGAGGCCAAUGGGAAGCCCAGCACUCCAGAUUCCAGGGGCCUGGGGCUGCUGCCCCUGAAGAAGGAGAAGAACAGCAAUGGAGACCUCUCCAAGGAGGACCUGGCCUGGCCACUCGAUCUGCAAGUGCAGAGGGCAGGGCGGACCCGGCAGGAGAUGCGGCUCAAGGACCCAGCACGCAGUGUGGAGCCUCUCAGGGACCUGCCAACUCCUGUGAGGAGCUCCAGGCGUCGCUCCGCCGUGCCCACGCCCGUGACCAUCGACCUGACGGAGGAGGAGGACUCCCAGGACUCGUCCCAGAGCAGCAGCACACUCUCGGGUGGCAGCUCCCAGGAGGGGCAGAACGGCUCUGCUGAGCUGGGGGCCGAGGAGGCAGAGAGCAGAGACAUGGGCAUGGCCCUGGAAUACCAGGAUGGGAAGGAAUUUGGAAUCGGGGAGCUUGUCUGGGGCAAGAUCAAAGGUUUUUCCUGGUGGCCUGCGAUCGUCGUCUCGCACAGAGCCACGGCCAAGCGCCAGGCGGUGUCGGGCAUGCGGUGGGUGCAGUGGUUUGGAGACGGGAAGUUCUCCGAGGUUUCUGCUGACAAACUGGUGGGACUGAUGGCCUUCAGGCAACAUUUCAAUUCCUCCACGUUCAACAAGCUGGUGUCCUACCGCCGUGCCAUUUACCACGCUCUGGAGGUGGCCCGGAGCCGGUCGGGGAAGACGUUCACAACUGGCCCCAGGGAGUCCCUGGAGGAGCAGCUGAAGCCCAUGAUCGACUGGGCAAUCACUGGCUUCAAACCCCUGGGGCUCAAGGGACUGCGGCCGCCCAAAGGCUCAGAGAAUGGGGUGCUGAGGAAUGGGACAGAGGAGGUGGUGUCCCUUGAACAGUGUCCCCCCACUAAGAGGCUGAAGACCUACCCCUGUAACAGCAGCAAGGAGCAGCGUGUGGAAGAGGACCAGACCCGAGAGCAAAUGGUUUCCGAAGUCACGAACAACAGCGGGAAGCUGGAAGAGAGCUGCUUGUCCUGUGGGAGGAGGAACCCGGCCACCUUCCACCCGCUGUUCAAGGGGGGCCUCUGCCAGACAUGCAGGGAUAGAUUCCUGGAGUACUUCUACAUGUAUGAUGAAGAUGGGUACCAGUCCUACUGCACCGUCUGCUGCGCUGGCAAGGAGCUGCUGCUCUGCAGCAACGCCAGCUGCUGCAGGUGCUUCUGUGUGGAGUGUCUGGACGUGCUGGUGGGGCGAGGGACGUCAUCCAGAGUAAAAGAGCAGGAGCCCUGGAACUGCUACAUGUGCCAGCCCCAGCAGAGCCGCGGCGUGCUGCAGCGCCGGCAGGACUGGAACACGCGCCUGCAGGACUUCUUCACCAGUGACAAGGGACAGGAAUACGCUGCACCCAAAAUCUACCCAACAGUUCCUCCAGCGAAGAGGAGACCAAUUCGAGUGCUCUCGUUGUUCGAUGGGGUGACAACAGGGUACACGGUGCUGAAGGACUUGGGCAUCCAAGUGGAGAAGUACAUUGCCUCAGAGAUCUGUGAGAAGCCUAUUGCCACGGGCAAAGUGCGGCCCGAGGGCAACAUCACCUACGUGCACGAUGUCAGGAACAUAACCAAGAGAAAUAUUGAGGAGUGGGGUCCUUUUGACCUGGUGAUCGGUGGCAGCCCCUGCGAUGACGUCUCCCUUGUCAAUCCAACCAGGAAGGCGCUCUUUGAAGGAACCGGGCGGCUGUUCUUCGAGUUCUACCACCUGCUCAACUACGCUCGUCCCAAGGCGGGCGAGGAGCGGCCCUUCUUCUGGAUGUUUGAGAACGUGGUGGCCAUGAGGAUCAACGACAAGAGGGACAUUUCCCGGUUUCUGGAGUGUAACCCAGUUAUGAUUGAUGCAAUCAAGAUAUCAGCUGCCCACCGAGCUCGUUACUUCUGGGGCAACCUCCCUGGGAUGGACAGGAUCUUUGGCUUCCCCCUCCCCUACACGGAGGUCUCCAACAUCAGCCGUGGGACUCGCCAGAAGCUGCUGGGGGGAUCGUGGAGCGUCCCUGUCAUCCGGCACCUCUUCUCCCCACUCAAGGAUUACUUUGCCUGUGAAUAGCAAACGGAGCGUCCCUCGUCUCUCUGGUAACGAUGCACAGCACCGGGAGAGGGACGGGCACGGCCACCGGACUGCCAGGGCCCUGUCCCCAGCGGGGCACGGCAGCCUGGCCCCACGGAAUGUCUGUAACCAAAGAACCUGGCAGGGCAACUUCUUUAAAGGGACUAACAGUAGUAGGAAAUGAUGGACGAAGCUUUAAUUACCCAGCACACGAAGCUCUAUGCAUCACUGAUGAGACGGGAGUCUCAUCCUCCAGAGCAUUAACUAUUCCUGUUUAGCCUGGAGCUGGGAAGUCACCAUUGCUGAGCAGCCAGUGUGCAGCAGCUGCUGGGGAGCUGCAGGCAAACCUGAACUACAGUCAAUUGGUGCUUUUCCUAAACAAACAAAACCUCUUGAAGUAACUGCCAAAAACCCCCAAACUGUAGCAGCAGGUGUAAGGGACCCUGCUCAGGUUACACACUGAACACAGGAUCAAGAAACCAAAUCUUUUUUGUUUUUAUUUUUUUGGAUAAAAUUUAAUUUUGUUGUUUUAAUGUCUAUUGCUGCUUUAAGGCAUUACAUAAGAAUGUGGAGAUUCCUAGACCUGAAUGUAGCUGAAACUGAACUGUGAGGUGAUAGAAUUACUUUUCUAGCUAGAACUAAAGAAAUAUUGUUUUAUAUGUUUGGUUGUAGUUUACAAAUAUUCACUACUUCCUUUUUAAAGCAUCUAAAACCUCUCCUUACAUUUUAAAUUCCUGCUGAAUGGUUUGAAAGCUUACACAGUAACUGGAGCAGGGAGGAUUUGGGCUCCAGGGUCUGUAAAGGAAAAUAUUCUUGGAGCAUCCAUUUCCCAAAUGAAUGUGGUAUGUCAGCAGGAAGGACAGUGUAAUGGUCAAUGGCACCCUCAAAUCUCAGCACCCCAAAUGUCAUGUAGGAUGUCAUGAACCCAGGCAGUGGUGGCAGGGCAUUCCUUCCAGGGAAAAUCCCACCCCGCCCUCGUGGAGUGCAGGGACCAGGAGUGCAGCACUGCCCUUGCUGUGCCCAUCUCAUGCUGUGCCACUGCUGGGGGGUCUGGGGCUGUACCUCUCCUCCCCUGUGCACACAGGUGGGAUUGCGUGCCCAGCCCCAGCCUGGGGGGCUCCUGGGGCUGUACCCCCAAUCUGGGAGCUCCUGUGGCCACCACUGUGCUCACUUUUGAUUGCCUUCCUCUAGUCCCCAGCUUUGCCAGAGUGAUUAUCAUGCUUUCCAUGAAGUCCUGGUCAGCAGGAAGGUGCAGGUGCCUGUGUCCAUUUCUGCCAGGUUUUCUGUAGCCACCGGGCUACUGUUCCAGCAGGCAUCUCUGGGGAUUCUGAAUCCAAUGCACAUUUCAAUGCACUGAAACCACUCCCCCCUUGGUCCCUCUGUCCUCCCCUACCUCUGCUGUUCCCCUGUCACCUGGCUCUGGAAGAGCCCUCGGGCACCUUCUCAAAAUUAUUCAGGUUCAAACCAUGGGCCAACCCUCCACCCAAUCAAUGCCAGGCUGCCUUGCUCUCUUGCAGGGUGCUGUACAGCAUCACUGGGAAGAACUUCUCUCCCAGCUCCUUCUACCUCUCUGGCACCCCUGUCCUUGUGGUGGAGGACAGCAGCCUCCCAUUUCCCACCCUUGUGUGCAGUUUUCCAUCCCAGCUCUGAGAACCAUCUUCUCUUGGUCUCCAAUCCAAGGGAAGCAAGGGAACAGCAAGGGAAACCCAGGUAGUUUAAAGGCUUUUUUCCCCUGUUUUAAGCUGGAGGUUACUCUUUAGAGAGAACUCCUUGGGGGUUCAUUCUCGGUGACUUGAUCAAGUCAUGUGCCUUAAUUAAGAAAACUGAGGAAAGCCAGACAGGCUGGUCCAAGUCACUGCUGGCACCUCCAAUGCUUGACAAGUGCUUGGGGACACGUAGCCCCCUCGUGCCACCAGCCCCUGUGCUGGGAAGAUGGUAGGGUGGGUUCUGUGCAUGCUGGAGCUGUUUGGGAAGCCUUGGCACUGCCAGCGCUGCACCAGCUGCUUUUGGACUCGUUGCCAAUCUGUGAUCCUUCUGUCCAGCUGGACCCCAGCCACAACACUAAUUCCUCAUCCCAGGUCCUUGCAGUCCCCUUUGGAGCCCAGCCUGAGGGCAAACAGGCAUCCAGUGCAGGGGCUCAGGGUGACAGCCAUCCCCUGCUCUGAUGGGCGUGAUCUUUCCAGACUGCCCUCCACUCCAUGGCAUCCCUGAUCUUGUAUACUCCAGAUCUCACAUCCUUUCCUAUCUGAUCAAAAGGAAAACAAAUAGAUGAGGGGGGAAAAAAGGACUUGGGGAAAGUAAACAAAGAUAAAAGAGGAAUGAGAAUUGUCUUGGCAUUAAGCUCUCUUGAUGAGAAUUGUAGUAGACAAGUCUUCCUUGAAAUGUUUUUCCCUGUAAGAGCUGCCUUUUAUUUUGAGUUUAUAAAAUGUUAAGGGAGGGGGGAUCUCAGAAAUUCCUUUUUAAUACUUUUUAAAGGUUUUUAACUCUCCCUGGUGCUAUUUUUUUAGGUUAAGGAUUUCUAAUGUUGAACAUGCUGCGGGUUUUUAUACAAUCUUUUAAAAAUGAGAGAAAUGUAUAAUUUUUUAACACAUUUCACAGUUUUUGUAUCCUGGAGUGUGGAAACUCGCAACUCUGCCUUGUCCACAUGAUUUCACUGGUUUCCACGUGGGAAAAAAAAAUUGUCUACAGUUUACCAUUUAUCGUGUCUGAUUAAAAACGAGUAUUUCUGUA